GCAAACCCAAAUCUGGGUCUCUCUUAAACUUCAUCUUCUUCCUCCUUUCCUCCUUCCUUUCUCUGCUCAUCCUUCUUCUUUCUUCUCUCUCUCUCAAACCCAGAUCUGGGUUUUUCUCAAAGAAUUUGUACAGAUCGGGGAUUUUCGGUAGCAGCUUGGAUGUCCCCUAAUUUGUACAGGGUCAAGGAUUCAAUUUCAUAUCGAAUCCCUUUGGAAGAUAUAGAAGGAGGGUAAUCUGAUGAAUCUGAGAAUUUCCAGAGUUGAGGUGGUGGCAGUGGUGGCCCGGGUUCAAGCGGUGGCUUCGGUUUCCGAGAACGACGUUUGUUGGAAGUAAAAUAGAAACUUAAAGAGGCUGAGAAGGAGGAGCAAGCUGGCUGCCACAGCAACACCCACGAACACCCAUUUUUUGGAAGAUUGGAACUCUCCGUUGUCCGUUGUAUUUUUCCUCCCCUAUAUAAAUCGUCGGUCGGGUUUUACUCUCCGUCUGUCUCUCUCCCUUGUCUCCGUUGUAGCACACUUCGUAAAGAUUUCCCGUAAUUUUCGGCUUUGUUCCGUUAGGAAUGGCGUUCGUCUCGUUCGUCGGGAGAGUUCUUUUCACUUCGGUCUUCAUCCUCUCUGCUUGGCAAGAGUCUUGUUUGGUUGCUGAGAAAAAGGUGAGAAAAUUUUGCUGCACAUUUUCCUGCUUUCAUAGCUCAGAUUCAAAAAGGUUGUGAAGAAAGUUUGAAGGUGCUGGGAGCUGAAGAGCUAAAGAAUGAAGAAAGCGGUCGCAGCUCGCUCCUUUUCAAAUUGAAAUUGUCGUUUACAUAAGGAAAUUGAUGGGUUUUAGCCUUCUAGGUUUUUAGGCUUUCGUUAUCCUUAUUAUUUUAGUUUGUUGGUGAUGAUCGUCGGUGGGUCUUUAGAGGCUUCGGUGAAUUUGUGUGUGGUGUUUGUGAAAAAAAUGUAGGAGCGGUAUGUUAAUGAAUAAAUUUGUUAGUU
Molecule: messenger RNA, 975 nt
Organism: Rubroshorea leprosula
Lineage: Eukaryota; Viridiplantae; Streptophyta; Magnoliopsida; Malvales; Dipterocarpaceae
Source: the annotation of a GenBank genome assembly